Neurospora tetrasperma FGSC 2508 is the source of this 2859-nucleotide messenger RNA. RefSeq lists its product as uncharacterized. The record is from RefSeq and is a predicted model, not a curated record. NCBI's taxonomy places the organism in Eukaryota, Fungi, Ascomycota, Sordariomycetes, Sordariales, Sordariaceae. The coding region runs from base 1 to 2859 and encodes 952 amino acids. The transcript has a single exon.
AUGGCUAGCGUCCAAGGGAUGUCCUUCGCGGUUGGCGAUUUACCCCUCGGCGAGAACAAAGGAGGCGACAACGCCUUCUGUUGGCAGGACGCAGUGACGGACGACGUGGGAUCGGCAGAUUUCUUUGACCAGUUUGUGGUGCUGGACGACCAUGGCCCGAACCAUUCACCCUCUCCACCUUUUACGGGUGAAGAAGGAGGAGCAGAAGGAGGAGGCGACGGGAGAUUUGAGAACAUGUGCCGUGAAGCUCACGAAUCUUCCUUGUCGCCACCUCUCACCUCACUGAGCUGCCCUCCUUUUGAUCACCAUCGCUCUGCCGAGCAAUCGUUAGGCGUAGGGGACCACGGCCGAGCGAGUAGCGCUGCUAAUAAUUCGGCUUCUGGACGUCUCGCUCGCUUUUCUUCCGCCAAUUUCCCGCUGCAGCACCGUCAAGUCCGAGCAGGAUCGCACGUUGACCUCAGUAACAUGGAUUGUCAGUACAGUGAACAACACCAACUCCUUGUAGCCGGACAAAGAGAACUUUCUUCCAUCCUCGGCACCAGUUACCAGGAAGGACCGGGCUCCGGUGGUUCCAUCUCCGACUCGGAGCUGCGGAGACUCGAGGGUUUGACGGUGAACGGCAGUAGCUCACCACGCAUACAUCUUCCACCAUCGUCUGCAUCGGUCCCUCCUUCGCCACACCUUCAGCCUGGGUCAGCCUCGACCAGCCCGCGCAAGUCUCGGCUGGAGGCUUUUUACACAAAACUCAGACACAAGGCGGCUAAUCUACAUGGCAACAAGCAAAAACAGCAUCCUGCCACAACAGCAGUGCCAGCAGUAACUUCAUCAACACCCUCCACUAUGGGCACGUCACCAAACAAGAUGACGGCUCGUCCAAGGCCACACAACCUCAGUCUUGUAAGGCCGGAGAUGCCGCUGUCCCCACCGUUAACGGGACAGAUGGCUUCUGAGCAAAACAGUAACAACGACAGCAGCCAUGCGCACCUGUUCAACACGAACUUUAUAGACGAUCCGUUCAUGGACAUCUCCUCUAACCUGUCCCUACCGAUGCACACGCCAAUUCAGGCACCUCAUCAGCAACACCAGAGUAUCCCGGCCCCCGUCACCACCGCCGCUGAUAAUUCGUGGCAAUUCAGCGUUAGUGGACCACCACCGACUACGCCUGCUAACCCAUCAACUCUACACGCCGUCGGUGGUGUAUCGUCUUCAGCCUGCGAACUGCACCCCCUCUACAUCAGCACCCUCAAUGACAGCAACUGGUGGGACCAAGCCGUAGAAGAUGCCAUGGAUACCGAUCCUGACCCAUCGUCCUCCUUCCACAUGGAUACCAAUGCCUCCAACACCCGCGAGGCUACAUUGAACUUACAAAUGGCUCUCCAGCAGCUCCACGACCAGGGAGGCCUCGAUGACCAUCAUUUCGGACUAGACGCAGCAGGGCUCGUGCUUCACAUGCCACAGCCUACUUCGUCUCGGGUGUCUGGUGGCAAUUUACUGCAUCACAACCAACAGCAGCAACAACCAAACCAAUCUCAGGCGCAAGCUCAAGCAUACGCAGCCGCUCAGCUCAUGCUAGCACAACAGCAAUAUAUUUCCAACGGCGGUGGCAAUCCCGAGAGCCUACCUUCGCAGUCUUCCUCGUCAACCAGUACGACCACUGCCGGCGGCAGCGGCGGCGGCAGGUCUCGAAGACCUAAACCCCGCGCUCCCAGCUCGGGCGCUUCACGACUUCCCUCCUACCAGACCUCCCCACGCAAGGUUCGCGCCGUCAGCCGCUCAUCGCGGGAAUCGAGUCCUACCAGAGGCGGUCAACAGCCCAACUCGGGCAGCUUGGCAGUUGCAGGUGCAGAUUCGGCCAGCGGCAGCGGCCGUCAACGCCUCCAUCGUCGGAGUGCUUCGAUGCAAAACAUCAACCACCAUUCCACAACAACAACGAGUGCUGCUGGAGUAGGAUUGGGACUCAUGUCCCCUGCCGCGGUUCGCAAGCGCAAGUCCUUUACCGGUCGAGGACACGCUUCAUCAGCUUCCAUGUCCGGAUCGAGACUGUCGCACGCCGCGUCGCAUGGAGACCUGGGGGCUUCGGCGAGUGCGUUUGCUGCGGCUAUCGGCGCUAGUGGACACCGGGUUGUUCCCGAGGGUUCUGGUACCGGAAGCAGCCGCAGUAGGGGAUUGACCAGUUCGGCAUCUACCUCUUCGCUACCCAAUAGCUCUGGACGGUUCACACCACUGAACAUGAACAUGAACAUGAACAUGAACAUGAAUGGUGGCUUCCAUCCUCACCACAGGGGGGUUAUGGGAUACCCGCCAAUGCCACCUUUGCCUGCCCACCUCCAGGCCCACCACGGCCCAGGGGCAUCAUCGCUUUCUCCUCCUCAGCAUCACCACCACCACCCCUCUAAAUCUUUUUCUUUACACCCAUCUUCUUCUUCUCGACAUUCCCCCUCCAAAUCCAAACCUCGCUCCUCCUCCCACAGCAAAGUCUCACCCUCCUCCUCCUCCGCUACCGCCACCGCCGCCGCCGCCGCCGCCGCCAGAGGAGGAGGAGGAGGAAUAGGUUUCGUAAACUUCACUCCCCUGGACCACCACACUCUGAUGUCCGGCGUCGCUCCCUCGGGCUCUUCGAAAACCAAAGCACGGAGGGAAAGAGAGGCGGCGGAGCAGAGGAGAAAGUUAUCCGAGGCCAUGGUCAAGGUUGUUGAGGCUGCCGGGGGAGAUGUUAGGAAGCUGGGGGAGCUGGGGGAGUUGCAUGUUGGGGAGUUGCCGGUGGGGUUGGGGGAGUUUCAAGAAGUUGCUAAUGGGCAGGGCUCAGGAGGGGGGAGCUUUAGGGAGGCGAUGAGGUUUGGGAAUGGGAAUGGGAAUUAG